GGCGAGGGACCGUGACUGGCGGCGACGCUGGGCGUUUAUCGGAGCUCAGGGUCACACUAGCGCCGGCUCGGAGCCCCGUCAGACGGAGACGGGCCGCCGCCGGAGAGCAGCGUCCUCUGACAGAGCCGGGAGAGAGGUACGCCCCCAGACAGUGGCUACCAGAGACCAGACAGGGGAACAGUCACCAGCGAGGAGCCGACAGACAACCGCCAGGAUGUCUUCUGAACGAAUUCCGUUUCCCUUCAAGAUCCGUCCUCUUGAAGACGAUGUACAGAAAAAGAUCGCCAAAGACUUCGAGGGCUAUCCGAAUGGACUCGCCUCUUGCAACCACUGGAACUUCAAGCUGGCGGGGUCGGUGACCGAAGAGGAAAUGGAGAAUCUGUACAACUACCCGCUGGACCCUCGUGACGUCUGGGUGGUGACGCCUCCAAAGUGUGGGACCACUUGGAGUCAGGAGAUGAUCUGGCUGAUCGCCAACGACCUGGACUACGAGGGAGCCAAGACACCCCUUAUGCCUGACAGAUGGAACUUCAUCGAGAUCGGUGCCAUUUUGGACCAGGAUGGCCACGCCAAAAUGGCGCCCGCCGGCGCCCCUCCGAUGGACGUGAAGAAGUUCGGCGGAGACCCGAACCGCCCCUCGCCGCGCUUCGUCAAGUCGCACCUGCCCAUGUCGCUGAACAACCCGCGCCUCCUGGACACGUGCAAGGUGGUGUACGUGGCCAGGAACCCCAAGGACGCGUGUGUCUCCUACUACCAUCACAACCGGCUGCUGCGCGGGCACGGAUACUUCGGGGACCUGGAGCUCUUCGUGGAGCACUUUAUGAACGAGACCAUCGUGGAGACUCCGUUCAUCGAGCACAUGAUCGAGGCGUGGAACCUACGACACCACCCCAACAUGUGCUUCCUCUUCUUCGAGGACAUGAAGAAGGACCUGAGGGCGCAGCUCCGAAAGGUGGCGGCCUUCCUCGGCAAGUCCUACAGCGAGGAGCAGAUCGACAAGCUGGCCAGCCACCUGCACAUCGACAACUUCAAAAAGAACCCGUACGUCAACAUGGAAAAAUCGACGCACGGUAUGGUCAACAAGGACCAGGGCAGCUUCAUCAGGAAGGGGAAGACGGGUGACUGGAAGAACCACUUCACCCCUGAGAUGACGGAGAAGUUCGACAAGUGGAUGGCGCAGAAAAUGAAGGGCACCGAUCUCAAAUAUGUAGAGGAGCUUGAUAAGCAGGAUUAGGCUACUGUUAUGAACUAGCUUUGCGUAGUACCACAUCAGUAGGAAGCUAUGACAUAGGUACCGUAUGGAAUGAAGCUCUUCCAAAUUGAGUUAAUGGUGGGCGUGCUGUCCAGAUAACGUGAGUUACGAUGCAAUGUUAUUGUCCAUGUACUUACGUACUCAUCAUUUUUAUAUGACGUACCAAAUGGUCGCCUAGAAUUGACGAAUGUGAAGAUCAAUACACGGAUAAAUACAGA
Messenger RNA from Amphibalanus amphitrite, 1470 nucleotides. RefSeq names its product sulfotransferase family cytosolic 1B member 1-like. NCBI's taxonomy places the organism in Eukaryota, Metazoa, Arthropoda, Thecostraca, Balanomorpha, Balanidae. Gene Ontology annotation, molecular function: sulfotransferase activity. Gene Ontology annotation, cellular component: cytoplasm. The coding region runs from base 215 to 1234 and encodes 339 amino acids. The transcript is spliced from 4 exons. The record is from RefSeq and is a predicted model, not a curated record. Gene Ontology annotation, biological process: sulfation.